AAAAAUUGUAUUGCAACAGAUCAAUCCUCAAAAUUUAAGCCAAGCAGCAGUAGAUGAUGCGCCAUCUCAGUCUAAAUAGACCCGAUAUAGUCAAAUAUAUUCCUCUUCUGAGGAAUCUGAGACACAUGACGAUGACGAUACCCAAAAAGUUGUAUGUUCUUUAUGACAAAAAUUAGAAAAAUUGGAAGAUAUUACAGUAAACACAGCAUUACCUGAUGUCAGAUCUUUGUCACGUGAAACGUCUCCGUUUCAUGAAAGAUCACGGACAAGCACGUCACUAUCACAUCGCAGGUCACGCUCCCGUCAACGGUCGCCCUCACGACGGACGUCACCGUUACAAACAAGGUCGUUUCCGCCUCAAACGUCACAGUCAUCUCAAAAGUCACGAAUACGUCAAAGGUCAUCGUCACGUCGUAGGUCAGAGUCACAGACAAGGCCAAUGACACCUGAAGCGUCAACGUCACGUCAAAGAUCACCGUUACGUCAAAGGUCACCAUUACGUGAAAAGUCAUCGUCACGUCAUGGGUCAGAAUCACGGACAAGACCACUGUCACCUGAAGCGUUAACGUCACGUCAUAGAUCACCCUUACGUCGAAGGUCACAAUCACGUCAUAGGACAAAGUCACGGACAAGGCCAUUGCCACAUCGAGCGUCAACGUCGCGUUAUAGGUCACCGUUACGUCAAUGAUCACGAUCACGUCAAAGGCCAACAUCACGUGAAAGACGAUUGCCUCCAAACGAAGGACAUGAAGGGAGAGCGCGUGGUAAAAAACGUUCAAAGAAAACAAUGGCAGAGUUUAUUCUUGAUUGCAUAGAGUUUUAUUCAGCGAGAGAUGGUUAUGGACACGAGGAAAGGCGCAAGCCAUAUCAGAGACCUAAUGAUGACCAGCUAUAUCUGGGAGAAAAUAUAUACAUUGGAAGUUUUCAAUGGGAGCUUUUGCAAAGAGAGAGGCCCUCUACAUUUUUAAUUUAUCUGGCUUUGCACAUAUGGGAUUCGCGUGAUUUAUGUAAUAGAGCCUUAGAUGUUAGCAAAGUUAACAAUCAUAUACCUGGAAGGUCUCCUGUCAAGCUGAUUGAAAACAAUCUACUAAGAUUACUUAUAAGCUUGUACUCUGCAUUUUUGAUACGCCAAGGCUACUCAGCAGAAGAAAAAGUACGAUUUUUGUUAAAAGUUACCUAUAUUCUAAGAUUUAAGAUAAGAGAUUUGAGACGCGAGGAAAUAGAAGAAAAAUCAAUCAAAAUAUUAAAGAGCAGUACAAGAACAUGUUUGACUUAGACAUGAAAAUUGAGGAAUUUGAUUGGGUUCCUAAAAUCAUAUGCGGAAUAUGUAGGAAAAUGCUACAGAAAGGCAAAAAUGGUAAAACUGAAGUAAAAAUGAAAGUGCCUACGAUAUGGAAGGAACCUUUAAGGAAAGAAGAUUGUUAAUAGUAAAAUCAAGUCGCACAUUAAUUACGCUAACGUUGAAAGUGUCACGAAACCUAUAUAUGAAUCGUCAAUUGAUAAAAGAGAAGAUCCACUGGGUAUGUACGUAAGUGGAAGUACGGAUCUUGAGGAAAAUUUAGAAAGACAUGAUAAAGAUGAAAUGAUAGAAGAAGAAAUGGAGGAAGGAGAUGUUAUUGCGGAAGAAGAAAAAUCGCCUCAUGAAGACAAUGAAGUUGCUAGUACAAGUGAUACAAGUGACGAGGAAUACAUCCCCUAUAAUGCUAA
Molecule: messenger RNA, 1707 nt
Organism: Nasonia vitripennis (jewel wasp)
Lineage: Eukaryota; Metazoa; Arthropoda; Insecta; Hymenoptera; Pteromalidae
Exons: 4
Coding region: 788-1276 (162 amino acids)
Source: RefSeq, a predicted model, not a curated record